Messenger RNA from Guillardia theta CCMP2712, 1218 nucleotides. RefSeq lists its product as hypothetical. The record is from RefSeq and is a predicted model, not a curated record. Lineage: Eukaryota; Cryptophyceae; Pyrenomonadales; Geminigeraceae. The coding region runs from base 1 to 1218 and encodes 405 amino acids. Gene Ontology annotation, molecular function: DNA-binding transcription factor activity. The transcript is spliced from 4 exons.
AUGUCAGCUGCCUCUCCCAAGAACCUGCCAUCAGGUCAGGGUAUUACGGCAGAGAACCUUCGCGAGUUUCUUCAUUUGCCAGUGAAAGAAGUUGCCAAGCAGUUUGGCAUAUGUCUUUCUUCGUUGAAAAAAGUCUGUCGUCAGCAUGGGAUUAUCCGUUGGCCAUAUCGUCGGAUGCAGAUGAUAGAAAAGAAAAUCAAACUUCUAGAGCUCAAGAGCCCUGAAGACAGUCAAGAUCGCAUGAAAGCUCUCCAAGAGCUGAAGAAACUGCAGAGAGAGCGAGAGGAGUUACCUCACACCUAUGGAUCUCCUCAUUCCAAGUCUUCUUUCUCCACUCCCGAACACUCUCCUAGGAAGUCACUCUGCCCAUCGAAAUUGGCUGGCGAUGUGCUUGAGGAAUGUCCGACCGCUCCAUGUCGAGCUGUGCAUGAGCUCCCAAGGGAAGGACUUGCCAAGGAUGCUGGUGCGACAUACGUGUCUAUGAUCGCAGAAGACCUGCACGCGUCGAAUGAUGCAAGCAGAAAGAGUCAAACCCUUAGGGAUGUUGCGAGCGAGCGCAGAGAAACUCGACCAGCGAACUCAGGGCACACACAGAGCGACGAGGAUCGGACAGUCAAACUUGAGCUGUCGCUGCCUCCAGAGAUCGCAGCACAGCUAUCAGCAGGGGCGCAGAUCGUGUUUCAUCAGGAGAAUGGCCACACAAAGGUUGAAAUCCUUUCAUUCGGGAAGAAGGACAAGUUGGAGCGGCAGAGUGUGAAGGCGCAGCAUCAGAUUGCAGACAAGGCGCCGCAAGCUCCUGCACGGCCCUCGAAGAUAUCCGACGAUGACAUGAUUGACUCUCUCGUACAGUGUGCCAAAAGUCACGACGGCGAUGCGGCUGCGCAGCAAAACUUCGGCUCGACGUCUAAAGCGUCUCGAUCGAGCGACCCGAUGCCCAUCUCCGACCUCGACGACGCGCUCGUGCAAGCGCUGGCAGCUGACGCGUGCUCGGAGACGAAGCCGCAUGCUCGAUCAUCUGCCUGCAGUGACGCCGACCUUGUGGCUGCUCUAGCAGGAUGCGUCAAUAGUAGCGAGAAGGAGGCGGACGCGCAUCCUUGCUCGAGGCCCAACUCUCCCUUCACUUGCAUGGUGGAGUGGUUCGACAAUGCCCACGAGGACAUCGGGCACCUGCAUCACAGCUAUCUGGAUGACGAUGGCAUACUAGAGCCUUUGAUGUGA